AUGUGCUCGGCGGAGACAGAUCGCGAAGUGCUCCUUCACUUUUUCCGAUCAACGGGCGGGGAAUCGUGGACACAUCAAGAGGGCUGGGCGGAGAAUGCGGACGACCUCGGCAGCUGGUACGGGGUCAUGUCGAACGCAGAAGGUCGAGUGGUGAAGUUGGAGCUGCAUGGAGAAAAGGAUGAUUUUGACAUUCCCACCGGCAACAACGUCACUGGUGGCAUACCGCCGGAGCUCGGUGGACUCGGUGCUCUUGAGGAGCUGAAUCUUGGCGGCAACAAUCUCUCCGGUGGCAUACCGCCGGAGCUUGGUAGACUCGGUGCUCUUGAGGAGCUAAAUCUUGGCGUCAACAAGCUCUCCGGCGCGAUUCCGUCGCAACUAGGCCAACUGGGGGCCGUGAAGCAGCUGGACCUUUCGUAUAACGGCCUAACCGGUGGCAUACCGCCGGAGCUUGGUAGACUCGGUGCUCUUGAGGAGCUGGAUCUUCGCGGCAACAAGCUCUCCCGUGCCAUCCCGCCGGAGCUUGGUGGACUCGGUGCUCUUCAGGAUCUGGAUGUCAGGAACAACAAGCUCCUCGCUUUGGGCGAAGCUAGACAUGCGCUGCAAUGGUUGACACGGCUCAGCAAGUGCCGCAUCAAGCUCAAUGGCAACCCUUGGAUCAUGCCACCUGAGGGUGUAGUCGAGAAAGGACUACCGGAAGUUAUGGCCUAUCUCCGCGACGUGCGCAGGGCCGAGGAAGCUGGUGCGGAGGUCAAGACCCUGAAGCUGCUCAAGGUUGUCUUGGUCGGAUCCUCCCAAGCUGGAAAAACCAGCUUAGUCAACAGCAUCGUCGAAGGACGCGGAUUCCCGACGGUUGGGACACCUGCGGAAGUGAGCACGGUGGGCAUUGAACUACUCCGCCACAACCUGAAGGGUACAACUGUCGAGUUCUACGAUUGCGCCGGGCAAGUGGACUACUACGGGCUGCACCAAACCUUUCUGACCAGACGGGCUCUGUACCUCCUGGUCUGGGACGUGUCGAGAUGCCACGGAAAAACCGAUGACGACCUUGACGAGGUUGUAUCCCAGGACAUCAUGAGGUGGUUGUAUGCUCUAGACCUUCGAGCACCGGGGUCCACUGUGAUAUUGGUGGCGAACAAGUGCGAUGGCUCGAUUGAAGGCUUCUCGGGUACUGCCGCGAUUGUCGAGAAGCGGGUGACAGUAUUGCGCAAGGAGUGGCUUAAGGGACGGGGGUUUUCUGGCACUCGGAUGGAGACGGACAUUACGGUCCUUCGCAUUGCCAAUGGGGACGGUGUAUUCCUGGAUGUCGUGUGGCUCUCAACCGCCUUGAAGCCCAUCCUAAGCCAUAAGCUUCUACACAAGGUGUUUCCUCAAGACCUUGCAGGAAUGAGGGAUGAGCUUGUCCACAAUGGAAUACUCCGACUGAAGUUCGCAGAGCACCUUUGGAGCGAUGUGAUGAAGAAACCAAUACCCGAGGAAGUGCUGGAUGCCCUCUGCCGUGUGAUUGUCAACCUCGGCGUCGCUCUUCCUCUCGAACCGGCUAGCCUGUUGCCCGACAGUACCACUGCCUAUGCAACUGGUCGCCCCAACAUCAGCCGGCAAGACAUGUUGGUGAUCAUGCGGCUACCCGAAACAUGCGGGACGGAGCACGAGCUACAGGAGCUGAUCUCAUACCAGAUGAGAAGACACAGCGAUCGGGAGGUCACCCUGAUGUGGAGAUUCGACGGUGCAGGACCUCCGUACGGGCUGGUGGAGCGCGUGAUCGCCUCGUGUCAUGCCGUUGGUGUCGUCGAGAUGGGGCUGUGCUGGAGAUAUGGCGCUGUCUUCCAGAGUCGUGCGAUGGCCACGUCCGACGGGUCCGACUCGUUGUAUACAUUUGUCAUUCGCUACGACUACGCUGUCGGCGACGAGCGGAGGAUUCUGAUGUUUGGGCCCCUCCAGGACGACAGGGUGUGGAAAGCGCUGCGCUGGGUGGCCUCGUCAGUGGUGAACAUUUCUAAGGAUUGGCCAGGCGUACUGUGGGAAGGCUGGCCGCAGUGUGCGAGAUGCCGCAGGAACCGAAUCUACUUCGCAAAAAUUGGGAACUUUCUACUCGUGGACGCAGCUCCGGGUGCGACCCCUCACGGGUGUGGCUGCCUGGCCGUUAAGGGCACGGUGCCAAGGCUGGUGCUCGAGCGUCUAGGCACCGUCGUCAACACUCAGCAGGUUUUGUUUCUGGACAUCAUAAUCAUCAUCGGAAAGCCCAUCGAUGAAUCUUGUCAGGGUGUGCAGUGGACAGAAGCUGUGUGCGCCGGUUGCAGGGAGACUUUCUCUGUGUUGGAACCUUCUGCCGGGAGAGCUGCCGGGUGGUGCUGGGGCGCUUUCCUCGCUUUUCUAGGCGCAGGCGUGACUCUGAAAGAGGUUGAUGCAACGGGGUGGAAGAUUUGCUUGGGGCUGAUGGGGCUAUGCUUGAUCGGGGCCGGGGCAGCUACGCUGGUUGCCUGUCGGUUUAGAAUCCGAACAGCCCGGGAAGAAAAUGCGAGACGGACAAGAGGG
Molecule: messenger RNA, 2532 nt
Organism: Ectocarpus siliculosus
Lineage: Eukaryota; Phaeophyceae; Ectocarpales; Ectocarpaceae
Source: the annotation of a GenBank genome assembly